Molecule: messenger RNA, 1995 nt
Organism: Mugil cephalus (flathead mullet)
Lineage: Eukaryota; Metazoa; Chordata; Actinopteri; Mugiliformes; Mugilidae
Gene: stmn2a
Product: stathmin 2a
Exons: 5
Coding region: 149-688 (179 amino acids)
Biological process (GO): regulation of microtubule polymerization or depolymerization; neuron projection development; microtubule depolymerization
Cellular component (GO): neuron projection; cytoplasm; growth cone
Molecular function (GO): tubulin binding
Source: RefSeq, a predicted model, not a curated record
AGGGUCUGCCUGCGCGCUCCCGUACGUGCCCACCUCUUGUCUGCUCUCCGAUCCUACACCGGUCCAUUCGCUGACUCAGUGCCUUAAGCAGCAUCACCGAUCACCGAAACAGGACUACAGCAUCUUCUGCAGAGAAAAUACAUCAGCCAUGGCUAAAACAGCAACCGCAUACAAAGAGAAGAUGAAGGAGCUGUCUGUCCUCUCCCUCAUCUGCUCCUGCUUCUACCCAGAGACACGCAACAAGCUUGUGUGCGAGUUUGAAGAUAUGGAGGUCAAACCUAUAAACAAGCGGGCCUCGGGACAGGCCUUCGAGGUGAUUCUCAAGCCUCAGUCUCCGGUGUCAGACAUAGCUCACAACCUCCCCUCACCUCCAAAGAGGGAUGUCUCCUUGGAGGACAUUGAGAAGAAACUGGAGGCCGCUGAAGAACGGAGGAAGUAUCAGGAGGCCCAGGUGCUGAGGGCUUUGGCAGAAAAGCGGGAGCAUGAGAGGGACGUGUUGCUAAAGGCCAUGGAAGAGAACAGCAACUUUAGCAAGAUGGCUGAGGAGAAGCUCCAGAUGAAGAUGGAGCAGAUCAAGGAGAACCGUGAAGCCUACCUGGCAGCCAUGAUGGAGCGUCUACAGGAGAAGGAGAGACACGCGGCUUUGGUGCGCAAGAACAAAGAGCUGAGGGAAGAGCUGACAGCAUGAGCCUCACAACGAGCCCUGACUUCCAUGGUCCAUCUAUGUCCCUCCAUCCACACCCGCCCCACCCUCUCUGUAACAGACACUCAACCCUGGAGGCCGAGAGGUCCAAAGACCUCACCACCACUUCACAACACACCAUGCCACCAAUACUCACUAUUAUCAGUAUUAUCAAUGGAUACAAACAUCAAUAACACUUGUCUUGAGAAUGAAGAAUGGAUAUGUUGAUGUCAGAGGAAAUGGGAGAAUGACUUUUAUUUUGUAAAUACUUUUUUCCUUCUAUCUAUCUAUCUAUCUAUCUAUCUAUCUAUCUAUCUAUCUAUCUAUCUAUCUAUCUAUCUAUCUAUCUAUCUAUCUAUCUAUCUAUCUAUUUACGAUUUCAAACAUUUUGUUUGUCAUUGAUUAAUGUUUCAGUUCUUGAAAUUUAACUCUACAACCAUUUUUCUUGUGAAAGCCCCCCCCCCCGGUGUUGUGAGUUGGCUGUAGACAGACAUUUUUGCAGUGUUCCCUGACGAUGUCGUGAAAACGAUGUUUGUGUGUCUUUCGUGAUGAAUGACGGUCGGUGUACGUAGACUGCGGGCGCCUCAAGAUAUUAUGCGUAUCUCAUCUGUAUCUCCCUCAAGCACACCUGCUCAUUCUCAACACGCACGCUCCAAACGUAACAAUAGGCCAAACCCCACAGGUCCCUGAAGUGUCCACUCUCUCUCCGAACCGAGCUUGAUAAUGAACUUGAUAGGUGCUUUAUUGUUAUUAAGAAUGUCUUUGCCCAGUGGGAGCAACUAUUUAUACACCUGCAGAUUCCCGCAUACCCAGACAAAGCUGUUUUUCAGUGAAUCCGUUCUUAGUCAAUUUGGGAAUAAAAAUCUUAUAAAUGUAUGAACGUUAUGACACCUCAGUGGCAUCAUGCAUAUCGUCUUGCACAGUGGAAUGUGCCGUUGCUCCCAUCUUGAUAUUGAUAGUGCGACGAUAACAACGUGUGUCUGUGUGGGUGUGUGUGAAUGCAGAUUUACCUUGAGGCAUCGUUAGCGUCUGCUCUCCUUGGGGGAUUAGAUGGAGAAUGGAUGCGGGAUGCUUUACAUUCAGCACACUGAACUAGUCUCUUUUUAAUAUACAAUACCACUGAUAUCUGCCUGCAUCCUCCGCUGCUUGUGUUUCUCCCUUCAUAUAUUUCUCUGUGAAAGCUUUGCUGAAUAAAGGUUUGGGGUUCUGUGAACAUGGCAUGCACCAUCUAAUACUUUUCUGUGUAAAAAGACAAGGGAAAUUGUAAACUGCCAAAUAAAAGAACCAGUUAUCUGCACAUCCUGGGAAUCACA